Yarrowia lipolytica CLIB122 is the source of this 1302-nucleotide messenger RNA. RefSeq lists its product as uncharacterized. Gene Ontology annotation, biological process: phosphatidylcholine biosynthetic process. The record is from RefSeq and is a predicted model, not a curated record. Lineage: Eukaryota; Fungi; Ascomycota; Dipodascomycetes; Dipodascales.
AUGGACACCCCCCUGACACGAAACACGUCGUCGGCGUCGCUGUCGUCGCUGGAGUACGAGCAUGAUAUGGACCGGCAUCAGAUGUUCGAUUUUCUCGAUCACCUCUCAUUGACCACACAACUGACGAAGACCAUCCCCACCAAGGCGCGGCAAAAAGCGUCGGAAAUCAAAGAUGCAGCCAUUCGACAACGAAACAAGAUCAAAGGGAACCAGGACAUCGACCGACUGCGUCAACAGAUGAUCAGACAGAUGGAGAAGAUGGAGACCCGGCUGGGAACUGCCACGGCCAUCAACUCGACGGAGAAAUACACCUUCGCCAUUGGCCUGGUCACCAUAUUCUUCAUUGGAUACGUCAUGGGACACGCGCCAGAAUAUCUUCAUGUCAUCUACACGGUGCUGUUCUGUUUUCUGAUGCCCAUCAGAGCGUAUACGUACCGAAAAAAGGAGUACCACUACUUUCUCGCCGAUCUAUGCUACUUCGUUAACUUCCUCACGCUUUUGUACCUGUGGGUCUUCCCCAGCUCGGAGCGAUUAUUUAUUUCAUGCUACUCUCUCACUACAGGAACCCUCUCCUGGGCCGUCAUCACGUGGAGAAACUCUCUGGUUUUGCAUUCCCUAGAUAAAACCACCUCUGCCUUUAUCCACAUCUUUCCACCCGUGCUGUUCCACGUUAUUGUCCACGUUCUGGAUCAGGACUACAAGGCCCACCGAUUUCCGGGGGCUGUAAAGGUUGAGUCGUGGAAGAUGGUCCAGGGUCUGGUAUGGACAUCUAUUGCUUACGCCAUCUGGCAAGCGCUGUAUCACUUCUUCAUCACCAUUCGAAGAAAGGACAAGAUCAGAGCUGGUCGGGUCACUUCCUUUGAGUGGCUGCGGCGAUCCUACAGCAAGACACCUCUCGGUAAGUUCGUCAACGGCCUUCCUGAGCCUUUCCCUGUUGUUGCCUUUACUGCCAUCCAGUUUGGCUACCAGCUGGGAACUAUGCUGUUCUGCCCCAUCUGGUACUCUUAUGGCUACCUUUCUGGCUGCUUCAUGACCUUCAUCCUCUUCACUGCGUCUUACAACGGAGCCACUUACUACAUCGAUGUGUUUGGCAAGCGUUUCCAGAAGGAGCUGCAAUUGCUGCAGGCUGAGGUGGCCCAAUGGCAGGACACCAACCAGAUGAUCAUCAGCCCCAACCUCAUGCCCAACAUGGCCCACCCCGAGAAGAAGAGUGCCCAGAGUGUGUGGCUGAAGGAUAUCGAAGAUGACGGCCAUCCUACAGCCUAUCAGGAGAACAAGGAUGUCAGCGACAUCAAGUUGUGA